AUGAAAUGUCACGUACCUGGUCCGAAUGUUAAAGUUUUAGCAAGAACUGUUCAUGCUUUAGCAAGAUUUGGUGAUGAUUUGUAUUUGGAAUCCCUCUCAGAUUGUAUACUAUUGAGAACACUCAAUGCCUCCGAAAGUGCCUAUGCAAUGGUUAAAUUAAACAAAAAUUUCUUUUCGCAUUUUAAUCACAAUUAUUAUUGUGUAGAUGUUGAAGGAUUAAAAUGUAAAAUUUCCAUGAAAUCUGCUCUAAAUGCUUUUAAAUCCCCCGCACAUAUGGAUAAACAGGUUGAGAAUCUUGAGAUUAAACUUGAUCCUCACUCUUCAAAAUUAAUAUUUCAACUCAAUUGUAAGCAUGGUAUCGUUAAGACCCAUUACGUGUCAAUAUUGGAUUGCAAAGCCAUGCAAGCUGUUUACACAAAAGAUUUAGUGCCCAACAGAAUUACAUCAUCUCAAAGGCUGCUCUCAGAAGCUUUAGGAAAUUUUCAAUGUUCAGAUGAUCAAGUGACGCUAGAGGUGACAAGUGAAUCACUUAUAAUUAAAAAUUUUGGUGAUACCCCUACAGACAUUUCAAGAAUUAUUAGAAGUCAAGUCACAAUUAAACCAUUUGAGUUCAGCAGUUAUACUAUUGGCACCGACACCAAUAUUACAUUUACUUUGAAAGAAUUCAGAGCAUUGUUGGGCUUUGCUGAAGGCUUAAAUCUACCUGUGCAACUACAUUUUGAGAUUACUGGUAAACCUGCAGUGUUUGUAGUACAUAAUGGUACUACUAUUGAGGCACAUUUUGUGUUAGCUACAUCAAAACCCGAUAUAGGAACUCAAUAUACAUCUCAACACACAACGAAUUCAGAACGAAAAAGAAAAGAAAACUCAAAUGAUAAUAAUAUCUCUGCUAAAAAGGUACAUCUAGAUGAAGAUCUAUCAAAUCAGUUUCAAGAAGAUUCAAAUUUGUUUAAUUAUAUACCAAAUAACAUGUCACAGAAUAAUGUGAGAGAAAAUAUAAAUAAUGUAGAAAAGGCAAAUUCCAUAGAUACAAACUGUGAUAACAUUCCAGCAUCACCGACAUCCAGAAUGAGAAUAGCAUCAGUAUUUAAAAGGUGCUUUGAGAGCACUUUUGAUCCUAGGAUAAUUCAUGGUGUAGUGUUAGCUGAGAACUCUGAUAGCGACUAA
Molecule: messenger RNA, 1167 nt
Organism: Danaus chrysippus (African queen)
Lineage: Eukaryota; Metazoa; Arthropoda; Insecta; Lepidoptera; Nymphalidae
Source: the annotation of a GenBank genome assembly